Stylophora pistillata is the source of this 5307-nucleotide messenger RNA. Its product is annotated as nuclear pore complex protein Nup160. Gene Ontology annotation, cellular component: nuclear pore. The record is from RefSeq and is a predicted model, not a curated record. NCBI's taxonomy places the organism in Eukaryota, Metazoa, Cnidaria, Anthozoa, Scleractinia, Pocilloporidae. Gene Ontology annotation, molecular function: structural constituent of nuclear pore.
AUGGGGUCCAACGAUCACGUGGCGGCUAGGUCCAAAUUCAAAAUGGCGAGCGGUGGAAACUUUCGAGAGGUUUUGCAUCUCAGUGGCAAGCCCCAGGGAAACGUGAUAAAUUUUACUGUAGGAUCAACAACGAUCGUGAGGGAUGAAGAAAACGCUAAGCCCCAUACAGGAGGUGGAUUUGCUUACCGAGAGAGUGGGAAUGUAGAUUCUGUCACUCGAAACCGCUACAUCUUCUGGAGAGUCACAGAUAAUGUACUGGAACUAUUUGAAGAAUCACUUGACAACACUCUCUCAGGAAACCACCUUGAACUACAGUUUACUGAUGGCAUUCUUUUACCAGUGGUGUAUAUCUUUGAAACUCCUGCACAUGUUAGCCUGUUGAUUGCCACGACCAACAGUGUCCACAGGAUCGUGUUUCCCCAUCCAGACAGACUUCGUAGAUAUGGAUUUGGUUUGUCUUACUCUGGUGAAGGAAGUCAGCAGUCAAUCUUUAAUGAUUUUUCCAGUCAUCAGCUGAGAGAUCCUUCAAAUUUUGGAACUUUUUCACAAUCAUGCGUGACUUUUGCAAGCUGGCUUUGUCAGGAUGGACAUUGUCUCUUUGCUUUAGCUACUACUUCGGGAAUAAUCCUUUUGAUAAAAUUGCCUCCCCCUGGGAGUGGUGGUCAAGUAGAGCAUUAUGAAUUGAAGGAAGCAGGAGUCAUGCAGCGUCUUUGGUCUGGUCUGGUCCCUUCAAGCUUGCGGAGGGACACAAUGGCUUCUGAUGCUGCAUUGAGUGUGGUAAUCCAUCCAUAUGGAAAACAUAUGUGUGUGUUUGCUCUGUGCCGAGAUUUCAAGCUCAGGAUUUGGUCCUGCCAGACUCAAUCAUGCAUUUAUGUCAAAGAUCUUCUGGAGGAUAUUCGUGAUGAUAUGGAUGCUCAAAACUUUCCAGCUUCAGGCCAUUUACUCCGGAAAGUGGUAGAUCCAUCAAGUGGUAAACUUUGUCUUGGUCUAUUUUUAAACCUUACAUACAACACACAGUUCUGUGUGUAUGAGGUUGUGCCGUCUUCAAAGGAUGAACCAAGCUUGUCUGCACUUUCAUUCUCGUACUUCCCAAAGGAAAAUCUUGUAGACUUUGCUGUGAAUUCAUCGAACAUCUGGACAUUAUGGACAGAUAAAAAUGGGGAAACAAUGGCCUAUUUCACUUCCAUUGAUCACUUAGAUGCACAAGAAUGUGGUUGGAAGAGGAUAUUCCUUGAACCGACAGAGAAUUCUGAUGUCAUGGUUCCACCAUUUAAAGAACCAAGAGAAGUUUUUCUUGAUGAGCUCUUCUAUCCUGGGAGGUUUUCAAAUCAUGUCAUCAUUAAAGCCAUGCAGAUAUACCGUCAUUUACCAGUGUCAAACUUUAUCAGUGAUUUUGAUGAAACAGUUUCAAGGAGUGAUUUAAAACUGGCUGUUAUCAACCUCAUUGAUUCAGAGAUUCAGAUGUCAGCUCCAGAUUACGAGAUGCUUCAUGAUGAGUUCAAUGAUCUUCAGCUACAGUGUUGGACAAAGUUCUACAGCUUUGUUGUACAGUACCAUCAAGUUGGAGGUAAAGCCUUGGGUAUAUUCAAUGACACUAAAACAGGAUUAGUCUGUGUUGUGCGAAAGGAAAUACUGUCGUUCCUAAGGCCAUGUGACCUGUUUGAGCAACUUCAUCUUUCUGUGGAACCUUUGGAAACAUCAAUAGUUGACACAGAGCCUCUUCUUGAUAAAACCACGAAAGAAUCAUUCGUGGAUUUGUGUAACAUCAUCAGAAUGGUUUCAGAUCAGUUAACCCUUGAGCAUUUGUCAGCACUUGAAAAUGAUGUCAUGUACCAACUGAAUCCAGCAUUAACUGCAGAUCAGAUUGCUGUUUAUCUUCUGACAAAUAUCAGUGACGAAGAUCAAGGAGAGGCGGAUACAAAUGCUUUAUUUCAGUUUCAACAGGAACUGGAGACCAGUUUGCACAAGAUACCAAAUAUCUUCCACAGUUUGGAAUACCUUCUUCUGGCAUUAGAAAGUGAACUCAUGGAGGAUGCUCCAGAUGAGCAACACACUGGUUGGUCAGAUUUCUCUCAUAUCAUGACUGGACAUCAGCUGUUCCGUGCUCCUCUAACCUGCUCUCUGCUCUCCAAGGCUGCUCACCAAAUUGCUUCAUCGAGAAUGUCCGUCUGUAAACAGUUAUUGGUGUUGCUAAGUUUGAUGACCAGGCUGAGUGUCAACAAGAUUGGCCUGGAUGCCAGGAAAGCUGAGGAUGUAUCAUCAUUGUACAUUCCUAGAACAGUUCAGCUUCUCAGGCUUUAUGUUGCUCUGCAUUGGAUCCUGGAACAAGCUGUCACUCCCACCCCGUCAAGCUCUGUAGAGUCAAACCUAAAACAGUUAGCUACUCUGGAAAUUUCAGAUGGAUUGGAAUCAAAAGCAGUCCCCGAUGAUCCAUCUCUAACACUAGGGGAGCUCUUCCUUUGUGGUGUGGGGGGAACACAACUGAGAAGGCACCUGGUCCAAAAAAUCAGGGCCUCACAGGAGAUGUCUAAUCAGGAGCCAGUCCUUCUUUGGACAGGAUUUUUCAACCGGGCUGUUUACAUGCUGAUGGACCUAAUCUGGCCAUUAAGGGAGAGCGUCAUCUUUCCAGAAUUUCUCCUCUCGCGGUGUCAGUAUCUUCACAUUCAAGAUUACGCGCAUCUGAUUUGCUAUUGGUGUGACACCUGUCAGUCAUCAUGGUAUUUCUUAUUGGGCCAAUCGUAUUUGGCUUUAGGCGAAAAUCACAAGGCUUUAGGCUGCUUUCUGAAGGCUGCGAAGGGGAUUGGUUCAAUGGAUGCCUUUGUGAUGAAGGUUCUUCAGAGCAAUUCCACUGAUAUUUCGACACUGCUUGUUCUAUUUUACGUAAAGGUGUUAAAGCUGUUUGAGCAGUUUGAUGCUCCUGACUAUGUCAUCCGUGUGGCUCAUCUAGCGCUGGACUUUGCCUCUCCUGAUGAUCCCAAUAUUCCUGAUUUGUGGUCGAACAUUUUUAAGCAUCAUUUGGAGUUACACCACAAUGACUUGGCGUAUGAAGCUCUAAUCUCCAAUCCUGACCCUGUUAGGCGGCGCGUAUGCCUUCAUAAGCUUAUGGUAACACUGUGCGAGGGAGGAAAAACUCAACAGCUUAUAGAAUAUCCAUUUGUCAACCUUCAAGAUGAGUUCAUCGACAUCGUCGAGUCUCAUGCCCGUACAGUGGACAUAACUACUCACAGUUAUUACGAUCUACUCUACGCUUUCCACGUGUUCAGAGGAAACUACAGAAAAGCUGGGGCAGCAAUGUAUGAACAUGCCUUGCGUCUGGGACUAGAAGUGUCAGGGCUUGACAGUCUGCAAAAACAGGCCAAAUGUUAUUUAGCAGCGAUGAACUCACUCCGACUGGUGGAGCCGAAAAAUGCCUGGAUUGUAAAACCUUUGGACAGGAUAGGCAGUGAUAAAUCAGCAGAGCCGCCCAACAUGUCUCCAAAACGAAAGCAAGGAGAAGAAGGAGACAUACUCUACCCAGGUCAUUUUGCUAGGCCUCGGCGUAAAGUGACCGUACUGGAGAUCAAGGACCUGGAGGGAGAGUACCUAUUGGUUCUCGCAAGGCUACAGCUCAUAAAAAUGGACGCGGAUCCAACACGUGCAACAGGCCCUCAGUUGUCACCUCAGGAGAGUGUAGCGUUGUUAACUCAAGCAGGCCUGUUUGACAAUGCCUUCACUGUAGCUUUCCACUUCAACCUACCCAAAGAAACGAUCUUCGAAGGACUUGCCUCAAGGUGUGUCAAGUUAUCCACCCAAGGCCAUGGUUUAACACGAAAAACCGAAGAGGACGCGUGGGACUGGCUCCUAUCAAAUGACCUCGGCGAGGCCCAGGUCUCCAGUUACAAAAGUGUUGUCGACCAGGCCUGGCAGUUGUUAAAGUUGUACCUCGACAAGCUUGGUCCACGUGAUGGUCACGUGUAUUACAGAUGUGUGACCAGUAAACUGCUGUCAGCUGGCGCUACUCUGCCCACGUGGCUUGUGAAUGAUUAUAAGCGCUUUAAUGCCUCUGAACUGCUACGUAUGUACAUCAACUAUGAUCUUCUAUUGGAGGCAGUCAUGUUUGCUGUUGAGUAUAUCCAAGCUGUUCUUGGAAAUGGCAAGGAGUACUUUGGAAUGACGGAUGCCUUACACGGCACCAGUCCCAGUGUGUGGUUGCCGUACGUUUCUCUGGAUCAACUGCUGGCUCUGCUUAAAGACGUGCAACCUGGUACCGAGCUGGCUAAGGGACGUGAUGAACUCAAAGAACAACUUCAUGAAUUUCACGAGAAAGUGAUAUCAGUGUCACGUGAUCUGGUGUCUGUACAAUUAAAGCGUGCUCAGCGGAUGCACGCAGCAGAGUCCAUUCCAAUACGGUGAUGACAUCAUGCGCCUGGAUAGAGACGUUGUCUUGCGUACAAGAGACCGAAAGCGCUUUCUGAUUUGCAAAGGAAAGAGAAAACUCAUUGAAACCGUUACAAAGUCGAUCCGGAUCAAGUUGGAAGGCCCUGUUAACUUCCAUUCUUUUCUUGAUCGAAUGUUUGUCGGAGAAUUUUCUAAGUGAGGUAAUUCAGUGCCCAGUAGACACGCUAGCAAAUGCCAAGUCUGAAUGCGUUGCUUAGCAAUAGGACAUAUCCAAACGGGCUUCAACAGUUUCCUUAAUAAGAUUCAGAGUCGUAAUAAUACAAACAUUUCAUGGAUUUGUUACAAGAGACUAUGAUCUGAGAGACCUGAUCCCAUAUACAUGUCCCUCACUUCCAGUGAUGUUUUCUAAAUUGAAUUUUCGCACCCGGUCAUAUUGCGUGGUUAUUUAAUGGAUGACGCUACUCAGCUCAUUUUCUCUUGAUUCGUAAGGUUCUAAUCUUAGUUAUAGUAGCAGAAAUAUAAUGCUUUGGCUGUCGCCAAGAUCCCAGUGCCUAGAAACAUAGUACGUGAAGAGGAGCUAUAUUAGCACUCCAGCCCCGACGUUGACCAAAGCUGAAAUCCUCUUUACGUUUGCUAAUGAUUGUUAUGCAGACAAGUGGCAAGAAGAAAAGAAAAUAACCAAUUAGAAGAUCUUGUAUUGUUUACACUCAGUUUUUUGUAGUUUGAUAGAAAUGUUUGGAUUUGGCUUAUCAAACAUGUGUGCAAGUGUGGCGUUAUAUCAACCAAGGACUUCUGUAAAUAACCGUUUGUAUUAAAUGCUGUUUUGAAAAAAAUAGACGCAAAAGCAUCUAUUUUAUUAUGCCAUUCAAAGAGUCAUUCAAAGGAGGAAGUAAAUGGUGUCAUUAAAAAUAGAAACAAAUGAAAAAUUUA